GUCUUCCCCUUGCAGACAACAACAUACCCCCCUGCUCAACGCUAGAAGUUGAAUUCAGAGGGCGCAAAUAUGGAAGGAAACUGCCAGAGAAAAACAUUCUUGCUGAGCUCAUGAGCGGGCCUAGGAAGGAUGAUGUGAAGGAUUUCACUGGUGUGACGUCGAAUUAUUACCCAGUUAGCUAAAAAAUAAUCGUUAAACUGGAUUGUGCUGGAGUCAGAAAGGACGGCUUGCCCCUGAUACACUGCUAGCAUUUGGGGUCUACUGAAGGGGAGGAAAAAAUGAGGUUCGCCCAGUUUUUGUUGAAAAACGGCUCGUUAGCUGGGAUACCGAAACAAGUGGAGAGGUUUUCCAAGUUUUCGCCUUCCCCGUUGUCAAUGAAGCAGUUUAUUGACUUCGGCUCUGCUAAUGCAUGUGAGAAGACGUCCUUUGUGUUCCUGCGACAGGAGCUUCCCGUUAGACUGGCCAACAUCAUGAAAGAAAUUGAUUACCUCCCUGACAAGCUUCUUGGCACUCCGUCUGUAAAGCUCCUGACAAGCUGGUAUUCACAGAGUCUGAUGGAGCUUGUUGACUUUUUAGAAAAAGAUCCGGACGAUAAGGAUGUCCUAAAAAACUUCACACAGACUCUAGUGAACAUCCGGAACCGGCACAACAACGUGGUGCCCACCAUGGCUCAGGGUGUGCUGGAGUUCAAGGAGGCGUUCGGCGUGGACCCCGUCACCAACCAGAACGUCCAGUACUUCCUGGACCGCUUCUACAUGAGCCGCAUCUCCACACGCAUGCUCAUGAACCAGCACACGUUAAUCUUCGACGGCAGCGUAAAUCCAGCCCAUCCCAAACAUAUCGGCAGCAUCGACCCCAGCUGUGAUGUGGUGGAGGUCGUAAAAGAUGCCUAUGAGACCUCCAAGAUGCUGUGUGAGCAGUAUUACCUCACCUCUCCUGACAUGGAGAUAAAGGAGGUAAACUCUAAAAGCCCGGGCCAGCCCAUCCACAUCGUAUACGUUCCUUCGCAUCUCUACCACAUGCUGUUUGAACUCUUCAAGAACGCCAUGAGAGCCACCGUAGAGACACACGAGACGAGCCCGUCGUUGCCCCCGAUUAAAGUCCGCGUCUCACUGGGCAUUGAGGACCUCACUAUCAAGAUGUCGGACAAAGGUGGCGGAGUCCCCCUGAGGAAGAUCGAACGUCUUUUCAGCUACAUGUACACCACGGCUCCCAGUCCCGUCCACGUGGACAUGUCUAGAAACGCUCCGCUGGCUGGUUUUGGUUAUGGUCUUCCCAUCUCUCGCCUUUAUGCCAAGUACUUCCAGGGAGACCUGCAGCUCUACUCCAUGGAGGGCUACGGCACUUCAGCUGUCAUAUAUUUAAAGGCCCUGUCCUCGGAGUCGGUGGAGAGACUUCCUGUUUUUAACAAGUCGGCCCUGCGGCACUACCAGAGCACCAUAGAGGCAGACGACUGGUGCAUGCCCAGCAAGGAGCCAAAGAAACUGGGCAAGUACGAGAGGACCCAGUGAUGGCGGACCCAGGAGGAAGCGGAAGAGAUUCUGGAACUGUUUGAAUGACAAGUGUAAAAACAAACAAAAGAAAGAAGGCAAAGUUGUGAGGAGACGAUGAAGCCCAUCACGUGACCGAACUCGGAUUUCUCUGACAGGAAAGCUUCAGGAGAAACUUUCUUUCAAGGAGAAAUGGUGAAACAUAAAAACACAUUUCAGACCAGCUUAACCUCACGAAACCUCAUACACACACACACACACCACUUGUAAGCCUGUUUGUGCUGCUAAUGGAAGAUGAUAGAGAAAAAAACAAAGCUAAGAGUUUAAUUAGUUUCAAGCCUCAGUUAGUAGAUACAAGCGCUAAACCUGCUUCUGUUGAGAAGUGGCUUCACACACAAACACUAAGGAACUUUAGGAGAGUUACGCACACAAGUAUUCCCACUGUAACUUUUACUGUCACAGUCACACGCGGUCAUCGCUCCAGAUUCCUCAUCCGCUGAUCUACCAGGUGUUUUUUUUUGUUGUUGUUUUUUUUACUUCAGUGUUGGUAGGAAAAAAA
Messenger RNA from Poecilia latipinna (sailfin molly), 2049 nucleotides. It is a transcript of the gene pdk4, whose product is annotated as pyruvate dehydrogenase kinase, isozyme 4. Gene Ontology annotation, cellular component: mitochondrion. NCBI's taxonomy places the organism in Eukaryota, Metazoa, Chordata, Actinopteri, Cyprinodontiformes, Poeciliidae. The transcript is spliced from 11 exons. The record is from RefSeq and is a predicted model, not a curated record. Gene Ontology annotation, molecular function: pyruvate dehydrogenase (acetyl-transferring) kinase activity. Bases 279 to 1511 code for a protein of 410 amino acids. Gene Ontology annotation, biological process: protein phosphorylation; regulation of glucose metabolic process.